This is a messenger RNA of Postia placenta MAD-698-R-SB12, 863 nucleotides long. RefSeq lists its product as hypothetical. Gene Ontology annotation, cellular component: cytoplasm. NCBI's taxonomy places the organism in Eukaryota, Fungi, Basidiomycota, Agaricomycetes, Polyporales, Adustoporiaceae. The record is from RefSeq and is a predicted model, not a curated record. Bases 12 to 782 code for a protein of 256 amino acids. The transcript has 4 exons.
CUGAACACAAUAUGGGUCAUCCAGAUGAGAACAUUUAUCCUACUGCCACCGGACGUGCGGCGGAGACAGUGGAGCAGCACCAGGAGCCGCAAGACUUGGUAUUUUGGGCCGGCUGGUUCUGCCCCUUCGUCCAGCGGGUGUGGAUUGUGCUCGAAGAGAAGAACAUACCAUAUCAGUACAAGGAGGUUAACCCGUACAAGAAGGAACAACACUUCCUCGAUAUCAAUCCCAAGGGCCUCGUUCCCGCUAUAGAGUACAAAGGCCGGGCCCUCUAUGAAUCACUCGUGAUCUGCGAAUUCCUCGAGGACGCGUACCCGAGUCGCGCGCCCCACUUGCUCCCGCAGGACCCCUUCGACCGGGCAUACGUGCGUCUCUGGGUAGACCACGUCUCGAAGUCGAUCAUCCCGGCGUUCCACCGCGUGCUGCAGGCGCAGGAGCCCGAGAAGCAGAAGCAGUUCCUCGAGGAGUACUAUGUCACGUUGCGCGCGGUGGCAGAUAAGGUCAAGGGCCCGUACUUCCUCGGCGAGCAUUUCAGUCUCGUGGACGUCGUGGUAGCACCGUGGGUUAUCCGCGACUACAUCCUCAAGGAGCACCGCGGGUACACGCGCGAGGGCGUAAGUCCGAAAUGGAAAGACUAUGUGGAGCAAUUGAUAAAUCGCGAGAGCGUGCGCAAAACGCAGAGCGACCUGGAGCACUACGAGCCGAUCUACGCGCGAUACCUGCGUGACGAGGCGCAAAGUGAGGUCGCAAAGGCUACAAGGAGUGGACGUGGGCUACCGUGAACGUUUCAAUCUACAUGCAAAUCCGGUCUCUGGAACGUUGUACUUUCAUCGCAUGUAUUUUUAAAUCCAUCGCAAACACUC